This is a messenger RNA of Plutella xylostella (diamondback moth), 822 nucleotides long. Lineage: Eukaryota; Metazoa; Arthropoda; Insecta; Lepidoptera; Plutellidae. The record is from RefSeq and is a predicted model, not a curated record.
AUGUUGAAAAUCUUACAAGCCAACCUCCAACACGCGAAAGCAUCCAGUGCCGUUGCGUGCAAGGUCCUCCAAGAGGAUGGACUGGACAUGGCUUUGUUACAAGAACCGUGGAUCCAUGGAAACACGGUACUGGGACUGACCGCUGCAGGAUUCUGCACUGAUGACCUAGUAGCGGCACAUGUAAUGCUGCCGGGCUGUGAGGGCAUGAAGCUCAUUGUUAGCUCGGCCUACCUGCCCGGGGAGCACACAGAUCCGUCAACGGCUCUCGCUCCACUGGUGGAGUACUGUGAGGACCAAAAUGCCCAGCUUGUGAUAGGGGCCGAUUGCAAUUCCCAUCACACAGCCUACGGCAGUACGGAUACCAACAAGAGAGGUGAGAUCUUGUUUGACUUCCUCCUGACUAACAACCAAUUAACACUCAAUGAUGGCAACACACCACCUUUCGUCACACGCGCGUGUCAGGAGGUUCUAGAUGAAACAAUCUGCACAGGUCUACUUGAAAGACGUGCUUGCAACUGGCAUGUCUCGAAAGAGGCAUCCAUGUCUGAUCACAGACACAUACGAUUCGACAUUGCUCUCAUAGGGAAGAGCCAAGUGGAGACCCUCAGAAACCCGAAGGCUACAGACUGGGAGGUUUAUCGACACCAAGUUUCGGAAAACCUAGGGAUUAUGAGAGGCUCCGUCAAAUCCAUACAGCAACUCGAAUACACAGUAGAGGAGCUCGGAAGGUGCAUGUUAGAUGCCUACGAGAACAGCUGCCCUCUAAAACUAGAUGCUCUAACACUAAGGUCCCCUGGUGGAACUCUAACCUGGAGCAUCUAA